Messenger RNA from Microcebus murinus (gray mouse lemur), 5924 nucleotides. NCBI's taxonomy places the organism in Eukaryota, Metazoa, Chordata, Mammalia, Primates, Cheirogaleidae. The record is from RefSeq and is a predicted model, not a curated record.
CUUGUCGUGAGGGGAACAUGCCGCGGCCCAAGCGUAGGAAUGUUGCUGCGCGCUUGCCUCUCUUCAGGGCAGUUUCGUUACCUGGGGACUAAGCUACUCGUCCCUUUCACUUCUUGAGGGCGCUCAUCACUUUGACCGGGCCCUUGUGUUUGUUUUAAGGCUCCGCUUCUCGCGCACCUCCUCCUCAGAGCACCCAGUCGGCCGCCCAGCGCUGUUAGAGCAGCCCUGACUAGCCUCCUCCCCUCGCAGCUGUCUGACUCUCUCUAGUCUUUAGUCCCCUCAGAUUUCAUUCUUUCGCCCCGCUUGGAAAGCAACUGGAGAAAAAUUUGCCCCUUGUGCCCCAAGAAGACCCGCUUGUCAGCCAGUUUUUCAGGGUGGGAGGCACUGCGAGGAGGCCCGGCACUGUUUUGUGCACGUUAAAUGCCCAGCAGUAUCUCCCAGACCGGGAACCCCCGACCCUCCAGUCUCCAUGUCUUAGAGAAGCCAAAUUCGAGAGUUAUAUAAUUUCUUGUGCUGCUGUUUCUCCUGCCUGAGGAAACAUUUCAUCGCGUGGAGGGUGCAGGACAUUACAGUGCUCUUCUAUAAAAGAACGGGGUGUGGGCAGGGGUGGCCAGCGGUGGCAGAGAAAUGUGUCUUUUCUGCAAAAGGAAGGUGGGUAGUUUGAAGAGAGAUUGAGAGAAAGGGUGGAUGUGAAAGCCAAGCAGCUGCCACUGUCACAUUUAGAAAAUCGCGGACUAUUUGCAUAGCUUAUGCUUACAUGUCUAAUACUAACUACUACAGCGUCUCUGAAAACACCUUUGGGGGAAGGUUUGACUUCUCCUCUCGAACAGUCUCAGUGUUUUUCCUCGCUGGAUAGGGAGCUGCUUGGAUGCGAAGAGAUGGCAUGAUGUGAAUGACUCCAGUGUGAAGAAAUCCGCUUCGCCAACUCAUCCUGCAUCAAGUGCCCAUUGAGUAGCACUGUCACUUUAAUGUCUCCAUGCCAAGGGAUUGCUUUCCUUUUUUUCAAUCCUCUCAGUUAAUAUAUGGGAGGAUCAGAAUCAGAGGGGCAUUAAGGAUCAAGCCUGGGGGGCUUGGAGAGCACAGAAGAAAAAAAAUGAAAAUGACAGCAAGCUGGCUCCUGUCUUACUGAGGGGGUGAGAUCUGGAACUUCUGAUCCAGUAAAUAGAAGGGGGGCGUUCAGUCUGUGUUCUGCCCCAGAAAACUGUUCAAACUCACCCACCUUUUUAUAGAUCAGAGUCAAAGAGGUUUUUAAAAGUAUUUUUUUGGGGGGAGGGGGAAUUAAAUUUUUCUCUGAAGAACUGAGCAUCUUUAUCAUCAUCCAGUUCAUCUUUGAAUUUGGUCAUGUAUAAAGUAAUGAGACAGCUGUCUAAAUUUGCUUUGUGCCUUAAUUGAGUUAGUCAUUGAACUUCCAAAAAUGCUGCUGCCUGAAGAGGAGUUUUAAAAACGUUUUCUAUGCUUACAAUAAUUUUCUCAGCUUUUUAAAACAGUAUAAAUAUUUUAUAAAAAUUGAAAAACUGGAAAAACUCAAAAGUUAUUUUUCUCUAAAGUGUGUGGGCAGUGUAAAAAGUUUAGCUGUGGAAAAAUACAUCAUUAUUUUCUUUAUCUGAAAUAGAAGACUCAGCUUGGAUUUCAAAACUGAACAGUGAAGUGGUUUGCAACAGUUACCUGGCUCUUGGCUUCAAUCCAGCUGGAUCAAAGUGAAACCUGAAAAGAGAUCUUGAUCCUGUGGCAGUGGAAAGACCUAAGAAUGCCAGUCAAGAAGAAAGAUACUGAUCGAGCUUUACUAUUACUGGAAGAAUACUGCAAAAAAUUGAGGAAACCAGAGGAGCAGCUGUUGAAAACUGCUGUUAAAAAGGUGAUGGGUAUCUUUAAGAGCAGCUUAUUUCAAGCUUUGCUAGAUAUUCAAGAAUUUUAUGAGGUGACAUUGCUUAAUUCUCAAAAAAGUUGUGAGCAGAAGAUAGAAGAAGCCAAUCAAGUUGCACAGAAAUGGGAGAAGACAUCUCUUCUCGCUACAGGCCAUGAUAGCCCUCAAAAAUGUACAGAGCUUACAGGUUGCAGUGGACCAAAUGCAAAUGCUUCAUGUAUUGAGCAAAAUAAAGAAAAUCAGUGUUUUGAAAACGAAACUGAUGAAAAGACAAGUCAAAACCAAAGCAAAUGCCCAGCCCAGAAUUGUUCAGUGGAAGCCCCUGCUUGGAUGCCUGUCCACCAGUGUACUUAUCGAUAUCAAGAUGAGGACGCUCCACAUGAUCAUUCCUUACCUCGACUAACCCAUGAAGUAAGAGGCCCAGAACUCGUGCAUGUAUCAGAAAAGAACCUGUCUCAAAUAGAAAAUGUCCAUGGAUACGUCUUACAGUCCCACAUUUCUCCUCUGAAGGCCAGUCCUGCUCCUAUAAUUGUCAACACAGAUACAUUGGACACAAUUCCUUAUGUCAAUGGGACAGAAAUUGAAUAUGAAUUUGAAGAAAUUACACUGGAGAGGGGGAAUUCUGGCCUGGGAUUCAGUAUUGCUGGAGGGACAGAUAAUCCCCACAUUGGAGAUGAUCCUGGCAUAUUUAUUACGAAGAUUAUACCAGGAGGUGCUGCAGCGGAGGAUGGCAGACUCAGGGUCAAUGAUUGUAUCUUGCGGGUGAAUGAAGUCGAUGUGUCUGAAGUUUCCCACAGUAAAGCAGUGGAAGCCCUCAAAGAAGCAGGGUCUAUUGUUCGGCUAUAUGUGCGCAGAAGACGACCUAUUUUGGAGACCGUUGUGGAAAUCAAACUGUUCAAAGGCCCUAAAGGUUUAGGCUUCAGUAUUGCAGGAGGUGUGGGAAACCAACACAUUCCUGGAGACAACAGCAUUUAUGUAACUAAAAUUAUAGAUGGAGGAGCUGCACAAAAGGAUGGAAGGUUGCAAGUAGGAGACAGGCUACUAAUGGUAAACAACUACAGUUUAGAAGAAGUAACACAUGAAGAGGCAGUAGCAAUAUUGAAGAACACGUCAGAUGUAGUUUAUCUAAAAGUUGGCAAACCCACCACCAUUUAUAUGACUGAUCCUUAUGGUCCACCUGAUAUUACUCAUUCUUAUUCUCCACCAAUGGAAAACCAUCUACUCUCUGGCAACAAUGGCACUUUAGAAUACAAAACCUCCCUGCCGCCCAUCUCUCCAGGAAGGUAUUCACCAAUUCCAAAGCACAUGCUUGUUGAAGAUGACUACACAAGGCCUCCGGAACCAGUUUACAGCACUGUGAACAAACUGUGUGAUAAGCCUGCUUCUCCCAGGCACUAUUCCCCUGUUGAGUGUGACAAAAGCUUCCUUCUCUCAUCUCCCUACCCCCACUACCACCUAGGCCUGCUCCCUGACUCUGAGAUGACCAGGUACUGCAUGCGCUUCCUCACCUCAUCUUCUCCAACUGCAUGUGCUUCCACAAGGGGGAAUGGGUAGACUCUGCCUCUGCUCACUUCUCUUACAUGAAACAUCUUCCUCAAGGUGGAGAGAUGUUCUGCUCCCUUGUUGCAAUGGCAGAAAUUAAGAACAUUGCCUUUUUUUUUUCCUGGUGUGAUCACAGAGCACUUAGAUCACAUGAUGCUUCACAUGUUCUUGGUUCCCAUACUUUUUAAUAAGGUAUUAAUUAUAUUUUUCCAGAAGAAUUAAUUUUGGAACUAAUUAGCAUCCUUUCCUUCAUAUGAAAGGAUGAAAGAGAACAUGUAUUGAGUAUUUUUUGAAUAAUAUUUAAUAAGUGCUUACUAUGCUCCAGGUAUAACAUAACCUAAGAAAUAGGUACUGUUACCACCAUUUAAUAUUUAACUAAAAUAUUAAAUUAAUAUCAUCACUUAACCUCCUUGAGGUUUAAGCAACGUGCCUAAAACUACACAACUAAUUGGUUCCAUCUAACCACAAAAAACAUGAAAUUAAUGUUUAUACGAUGUUAUCAUGCUAGGUGUAUACAUAUGUCCUCUUGUUUAAUUCCUCCCAUCUUCUAUAAAGAAACAGGUUUAGAGAGGUUAAAGCAUUGCCCUCAGUAUGAUCUUGCCAAUAAAUAUGGAAUCCAGACUUGACCUUAGAAUGUUUUGAGUCUUUCCCCAACAAAUUUAUAAGCAAAUCAUUCUAGGUCUAAAGUUUGGACUCAAUUCUGUGUUAAUAUUCUAAAGCAUAUGUGUGAUAAAUAAAUAACAAAAUCCCCAUCUUCGCAUAGUAGCCAAAGUCAGAGAGAGAGAGGAGAGGAAGCAAAAUAGAAUCCAGCGUUCCAUAUCUUGAUGUUCCUACACAUGAUGGGGUGUUUAUAGAGUUAUGUUUUCAGACCAGAAUCUUCAUAAUACUGUUAGAGUUGAGCAAAUAUAGAUUUUAAAAUGAUUCAAAAUGAAAAUGGUUAUAAUCAAGAGGAUCUCUUUACAAUAUCAUCUUUAUUUUUUGACAUUUUCACAGAAUAAAUUUAGAAGUCAAUUACUGGUAUCUCUAGGGGUGUUAAAUAACAAAUUUUAAAUUAUAUCUAGCAUUUUCAGAAAUAAAUGAUAAAACAUAUUUUGACUAUGUAAUCAGCUGGAGCAUUUCUAUUAAUUUGCAAUGAUUAAAGCCUAAUAGUAUUUCAGAAUGCUUUAUAAAAAUUAAAUGAAAAAAUAUAUUUUAAUAAAUCAUCAAAACUAUUUCUUGAUAGAACAAUACCAUUUUGAAGCUAAGAGGGCAAAGUCACCAUAGUGGUAGGGAAGUGAGAAGGUGCACACACCUACAAUAACAACUAUCUAGUAAUAACAAUUAUGCACCUAUAGUCAGCUACAUAAGGGCAGCUAACAUUUAAUGAGGUCUUCCUCUGUGCCAGACAUUUUGUUAAGCACUUCUUAUAUGAAUUAUUUCUUUUAAUCCUCACAAUCACCUUAUGGGGUAGAUGUUAUCAUUAUCUCUGUUUUACAAAUGAGGAAAUUGAAACUUGAGAAGUUGCCUCACUUGCCCAAGUCUGCCACUAGUAAGUGGCAGAGCUGGGAUUCAAAUCCAAGUGAGACUGACCUGGCAGACCAUUAAUCCCUGCAGCUGCAUAGGCGUGAUGGCAUGCAUAUUCGUGCUCACUGGAAAAAGUAUCCAUUUCUCUUUUUCUAUCCUUUCUCUAUCUUUAUCCUGACUUAUCUGUCUUUCUCUGGCUCUAGUGAGUAAAUCCUUUUUUUUUCUUUUAAUCAUCCUGUGCUCUUUUUUGAUUAAUGUAAAAGUUACAUUGGUUUCUUUCUACCUCACUGGGGAUUUUGAAGCAUCCAUUUGGAAAAACUCACCAAUAAGUAGCUGAUAAGAGUCUACUUCCUAUGUGGACUCACCAGAUAUUCUUUCAGUGUACUUUCUGUAAUGUGCAUUAUGGAGACCAUAGGGUUUAUUUUUUUAUUUUUUAAAUUAAAAAAAUAUUGUUUAAUAUUGACUAUGUCUUUUUCAAAUUACACACCCUCAGCAAUUCUGAUAAGUACUACUCUUCAACCCCUAUGCACCAUCCACCUGUUUGGGAAUUCUAUUUUCUAUUUAUUCUAAUUUUGUCCUCUUCUUUUACCUGCUUCUUUUUUCUUUUUUCCAUUAUCUUUAUCUUAUCUUUCCAGAAAAAAUUCUCACACACACAUACACACCCAUUUCAGUGGCCUUGUUACCAGUACACGGAUACUAAAAAUCUUAAUUUCAUCCCACUUUGCUCCUCCUCCAUAAUUCUCCAGUUUAGUAAAUGGCACAUGCAUCUACCCCAUUGCUCAAACCAAAAACUUGAGAGUCAUCCUUACCACCUUGUUCUUUUUCACAUCCACCUUUCAGUCUAUCUUCAAAUCCUAUUGAUUCUACCUCCAAAAUAUAUCUCAAAUUUACUCACUGCCCUUUACUUCUAUUUCCACUACUUUAAACCAAGCCCCCAUCAUCUCCUACCUAUAAUAGCCUCCUAAUUGGUCUCACUACUUCCACUGUUGUCUUUCUGGCUUAUUCUCAAUGCAGC